UUCGCAUUCUGCCGAUGCCAUUAAUUUUUCUGCGUCAGUGAUAUCGCCAUCAUACCCAAAGUCAAAAAUGGGCGACGUGCGGCGGACGGUAAAGCAGUCGAUGCCAGUAGACGUCAACAAGCCAUAUGAUCCUUCAACACUCAAAGAUAAGACGAUUCUUAUCACUGGUGGCGCCAAUGGCUUAGGCGCACAUAUGGUUCGCCAUUGGGCCGCUCACGGUGCAAAUAUCAUCAUUGGAGAUGUUGCGGACCAGGCUGGCGAAGAGCUUGUGGCUUCACUUCGGAUGGCAUACCCUCAGGCAGUUUUCGAGUUCCGGCACUGCGAUGUCACGAAUUGGGAGUCUCAAGUCAGCCUCUUCGAGACCGCCGUCCAAGUCAGUCCAUACGGCUCUGUAGACGUCGUGGUUCCCAACGCCGGAAUUAUUCUCCCCGGGGAGGCCACAAAAUUUGAGAAUCCAGAGUUUGUGAAUGGCAGAAUCCCGGAGCCUAAUACAGCAACACUGGAUGUAAACGUGAGAGGCGUCAUUUACACCUCUCAUCUUGCGCUAUACUACCUUCCACAAAAUAAGAGAUCUGAUAGAUGCCUUCUUUUCGUGGGCUCCGUGGCUUCUAUUAUUCCACUUCCCGGCCAGAGCCAAUAUAGCAUGAGCAAGCAUGCUGUUCUGGGUCUCUUCCGCUCGCUGCGCGGAACAGCCUUCCUGAAGGAUAUUCGCAUAAAUAUGAUCGCGCCCUACUACACUGCACAGACCAAAAUGCUACAGGCAACAACAGAAGCCCUUAUGCUUGCAGGAUCUGCUGGGCCAGGACAGGUUCCUGACGUCAUUGAUGCAGCAACACGACUGAUUGCUGAUGAAACAGUAGCUGGUCGCGCUCUCGUCAUCGGUCCACGGCUGAAGCCUUACGACAGCGAAAUUUUCGAUCAAGGCCGUGAUUUAGCGAACGGAGGAGAAGCUAUUGAAGGCCAAGCUAUUUGGGAAUGCUACGCGCACGAUUAUGACCAGGUAGAAACUUUCGUAAAGAGAUACCUAUGGCUGUUGAACGCUGCAGCAAAGGCCCGGGGAUUGUUGGCCUGGAUUCGUGAUAUCAUGGCCAUCUGGAAGCGAAGUUGAAUAAUACAUGGCUUUCGCACUGAAUGAAAAUACAAGCUAUAAACAUUGAGACUUAUGAUACGGAUCUUGGUAGCAAGCUACCAUGGGCGAGAUGAUGAAUUGAUGGCUAUGAACGAAUUAGGGUGGGAAAGAGAUGUGGACUUUAUACAGCAUAGUUCCAGCCAACAUUUGAAUCAGUUAACAAAACCACUGGUUGCUUCUACUCUCAAAGUGGCAUCGCCUACCUGCAUAAGGUGUGCAAUGAAUAAUAAUAGGGAGUUCUCAAACGAUAAACACACAGCUCUCAACUUCGUG
Molecule: messenger RNA, 1402 nt
Organism: Trichoderma asperellum CBS 433.97
Lineage: Eukaryota; Fungi; Ascomycota; Sordariomycetes; Hypocreales; Hypocreaceae
Molecular function (GO): oxidoreductase activity
Source: RefSeq, a predicted model, not a curated record